AUGCAUCGCAACCCUUUCAUCCUUGCAGCGUUGCCUGUACUGGCGAGAGCACUACCAGCCAGUACAUAUGAAGGCGAGCUAUUAACUGUUAACACGAGUUCUGGCAUCUUUGCGCCCUUCCCUGAACCAUCUUACCCAAACGUUGCCGCAUUUCUUGACAUCCCAUUUGCAGAAACGCCGGUCGGAGAUCUCAGGUUCUCGCCACCUGUUGCAAAAAGCUAUCCAGGAGAUAGAGCCAUUAGAGCAACAAAACUACCACGUGGGUGUAUCCAAUACGUGCCUCUAUUGCUUAGAGGUACUGUUGCUGAUAGCCUCGUUUCUGCUGCCAAUUUCCAGCGUGGAGACUACGCGAACACCACAGAAGAUUGUCUGAGACUCUCUUUAUUCACCCCCAAGAAGUCUAUAACUGAAAAUAAAGAUGCGAAAGAUGAACGGUUGCCUGUCGUGAUCUGGGUUCAUGGAGGUGGCUAUAUGAUUGGAGGCACCAACGUGCCAUAUCAGCUUGCCCAGCCCUGGGUCCAGCGAAGCCAGAAGCACAUCGUUGUACAGAUCCAAUAUCGACUCAAUAUCUUCGGAUUACCGAAUGCUGCUGGAUUGGCAAAAGAAGGAAAGAACCUGAACCUGGCGCUGCUCGACCAACGUCUCGCAGUCGAAUGGGUACGCGCUAACAUUGCUCGGUUUGGCGGCGAUCCCAACCGGAUCACGCUUUGGGGUGAAAGUGCAGGUGCAUAUGCUACAGAUGGGUAUCUAUUUGCUUGGGCUCGAGACCCAAUCGUCAAGGGCGUCAUAGCCGAUUCCGGAAAUGCCCUUGCGAUUGAGGGAAGUCUAGGAAAUGCCAGAAAUCACAGCACCUUUUCUAUUGCCGCGAGGCACAUGGGAUGCGGUGAUCUAUCGCCUGAAAAAGAGCUCCAGUGCAUGAGAGGGGUUCCUGAGCACAAGCUUAAGGAGUAUCUACAAGCAGAACUUGGUCAAGGAGGUGCUGCUGACGAUGGCCUCAGCUUCUCGCUUCUUCCUGAUAAUACCACGGCUUUCACCAACUAUACAGAGAGAAUCACUACAGGCUCAUCCAAGUUUCCAGCAAAUAUUCCUCUCUUGAUUGGAACAAACACGAAUGAAGGAGCUGCUGUCAUUCCCUACAACUUCCCAGGCUACAAAACAGCAACAGAGAUACCGGCGAACCUCAAGCCUAUUGCUAAUGGGUUUGGUCUCAAUCUCCAAUGUACUACCCUCAAAGAGAAUCGUUUAAGAUCAAAAGCAGGUGCCAGAACAUUUCAGUACCUCUACGCGGGUAACUUCACCAACGUUUCCCCUCUACCUUGGCUGGGCGCGUACCAUACUGCUGAAUUGCCUCUGAUCUUCGGUACUCAUGGCAUUGAGGGUCCGUCAACCAAAUUCGAGCGAACAGUCAGUGAGAGAAUGCAAGACCUUUACCUCAGGUUUGCUAGUGACCCUGUUCACGGCCUGGAGAAAGAUGGAUGGCCGACAGCACAGCCACAAUUGGACAGGUCGAAGCUUGUCAACUGGGCGGGGAAUGGCAAGGUUGAGCAGAUCGUCGGUGCUAAGAAGUUGAUCGAUGAAUGCAACAGGAACGGAUUUGCUGUAUAA
Molecule: messenger RNA, 1605 nt
Organism: Fusarium fujikuroi IMI 58289
Lineage: Eukaryota; Fungi; Ascomycota; Sordariomycetes; Hypocreales; Nectriaceae
Product: related to triacylglycerol lipase V precursor
Exons: 1
Coding region: 1-1605 (534 amino acids)
Molecular function (GO): carboxylic ester hydrolase activity
Source: RefSeq, a predicted model, not a curated record